AAACCACAAGAAACUGUUCCAGUGGUCCCUCAACAAACUCAACAGGUUAUAGUUGCUCCUCCUAAACCACAAGAAACUGUUCCAGUGGUCCCUCAACAAACUCAACAGCAUCUUCUAUGGGGCGCUCUGAAACCACAAGAAUCUGUUCCAGUGGUCCCUCAACAAACUCAACAGGUUAUAGUUGCUCCUCCUAAACCACAAGAAACUGUUUCAGUGGUCCCUCAACAAACUCAACAGGUUAUAGUUGCUCCUCCUAAACCACAAGAAACUGUUUCAGUGGUCCCUCAACAAACUCAACAGGUUAUACUUGCUCCUCCUAAACCACAAGAAACUGUUCCAGUGGUCCCUCAACAAACUCAACAGCAUCUUCUAUGGGGCAAUCUGAAACCAGAAGAAACUGUUCCAAUGAUCCCACAGCAAAAGGAACCAACGAUUCCAUUGGUCCCACAGCCACUCAACCUUCCUCAGUUCACCGUGGUCAAGUCCCCAAUGAGCAGUGGGGUGUUUGAACCGAGUGGGGACACCAGGCCUCUGCCUGAGGGGGUGAAGCCAAUAUUCCUGCCCCCGGCACCCACUUACGCCCCACCUCCCCAGUACAAUGGCGCGGUUGAUGCUCUUUGCCACCUGGACCGCAUUUAUGUGAGAAUCAAGAAGGAGCUGUUCUACAAACCAGACGACGCCUGGAGGAACCUGAAGAUCGGGACGUGCCCAGUCAACGAGGCCAGCAAAGACCACUACUACUUCCUCUACUACUUGAGGGGCUGUGGCUUAAAAUAUGAGGACAAGGGGAGCUACUCAACAUUUUCCAACACGCUCACCUACAAUCCUCCUGCCACAGGGCAGAUUCUCAGGGAACUGCCGUUUUCUGUGAAUGUGCUCUGUAAAUACCACAAACACUUCUAUGCCUACGCACGCGGCUUUCAUCCAGAGCUUAAAUCGGGCACCGUGUUCGCUCGGCUGGACUCCCCAUCACAGUUCACCCUCAAACCGUAUGACGAUAAAUGGGGGCCGAUUAUGCCUGGUCACAGUUUUACCAUUGGCAAGCCGAUGCAUUUUGAGGCCAAAGUGCCAGCAAGCAAAGGCGCUGGACGAACCUACAUCAAGCAGUGCUUCAUCACUCCCACCAGUGAUCCCAACGUCAACCCCAAAUAUAUUGUGAUUGAAAACAAUGGAUGCAUGGUUGACAGCAAGGAGAGUUCAAGCUCCAAAUUCAUUGCCUCUUCCGUAAAGACCACUUUGAGAUUUUCUAUCGGAGCAUUUGUCUUCAGGGACUCUGCUGCGCUGCCCACAGGACAGAGGCUUCUCUACCUUCAUUGUGAAAUCAUUGAAGGACCGGUGACCCCCAGCCCCAGUCUGAAGUCCUGCACCUAUGACAGAGCUACUAAAACGUAAGGCCAA
Molecule: messenger RNA, 1398 nt
Organism: Sardina pilchardus (European sardine)
Lineage: Eukaryota; Metazoa; Chordata; Actinopteri; Clupeiformes; Clupeidae
Gene: zp3c
Product: zona pellucida glycoprotein 3c
Exons: 7
Coding region: 406-1392 (328 amino acids)
Source: RefSeq, a predicted model, not a curated record